AUGUCCCUGCACCUGCACUCCUCACACUUUAAACCCCCAACACCAACACCACCAACGCCCAUCCCCCUCCACCACGAAAUCCACGGCUCAGGCCCCCUCCUCCUCCUCAUCCCAGGCGGCCACGGCACAUCCCUCCUCUUCAGCUCGCUCGCAAAACACCUCGCCUCGCACUUCCGCGUCGUAACCUACGACCGACGCGGGUACCACCGCAGUUCCUCCCUGCCGCAUCCACAGCCAGGCACGGCAAUCGCGACGCACGCAGCCGACCUCGCAGCAUUAAUCCGCCACGUCCGCGCCACCCCAACCGAGAAAGCAAUCGUCUUUGGCUCCUCAUGGGCGGGAUACAUCGCCAUAACACUCCUAGCAUCGUCCCCCUCUCUCGUCUCCAGAGUCCUAGUCCACGAACCCGUCUUUCUCUCCGUCCUCCCGGACAAAACCCAAUCUUCUCUGAGAUGUCAAAUUCAGGGGAUGCUGGAGACAUAUAAAGAACGUGGCACGGCCGCCGCAAACCGCCUGCUCAUGCCGGCUCUCAGCAGCGCGGGCGACAGGGAAGAGUUUGUGAAGAGCGACGCGUACGCGGGCGUCGCGACGCAGCCGCAUUGUUUUGGGGCGUGGUUUGAGACGGAGUUUGGCGAGGCGUUGACGUUCAGAGUGCCGCUGGAUGGAUUGGCAAGGGCGGAUUGUGGUGCGAAGUUGGUUUUGCUGAGGGGGGAUGAUGCGGAUGCGCCGGUGUUCUCGACUAGUCCGGUGGUGAGGCUUUCGGGUCUUCUUGGGAUUCCGUGUGGGAUUGUGCCUGGGGGGCAUAUGGGGUAUGUUACGAGGCAGAAGGACUUUGCGGAUGCGCUUACGGGGAUAUUAGAGGGUGCGAACGAGAAACAGGCGGGUGCUGGGACUGUUGUAACAGCUAGACUCUAG
Molecule: messenger RNA, 915 nt
Organism: Aspergillus mulundensis
Lineage: Eukaryota; Fungi; Ascomycota; Eurotiomycetes; Eurotiales; Aspergillaceae
Product: alpha/beta fold hydrolase
Exons: 1
Coding region: 1-915 (304 amino acids)
Source: RefSeq, a predicted model, not a curated record